AUGACGACAGGGCAUAUAGAUUGUGUAGGGAUGGAUAUUUUCAAUAAAUUGCCAUAUAUAUCCCUCCUGGUCAGUGAGAGAGUCUGGCUUAAUCAACGUAAAAAUGAGUUUGCUGAUGAUCAGGAGGAAUUUGAGAGAAAAUACCUCUACAAGGACCAGAAAUCAAACAACAGCAUGCUAUUAAACCGCGAAUACAAUUGCGGUGGUGAAGAAAUGGCUUUAGAUUCCGAAAUAACUGAUUCAAAUACGGCAAAUGACAUUGGUAUUUGCAAUACUUCAUUGACAAAGCACAUUGAACUGGACAACGUCGAAUGCUAUGAAUAUGACCCAGAGAUAUUGGAAUCUCCACUAAGCCCAGACGGAGAGUCAUUAGGCAGGAGCUCUAAAAUAGGCCUAGACGUUUGGAAGUGGAGUCGACACUCUGCCCCCUUGGGCUACACUCCCCCCCUCUGUACCUGCAGCAACCUUAGCAUGCUUUACCAGAACCUAACCAACAUACAAAACGGGCAGUUGCGUGUGAUAGAGCAACUUAAGGUAUGUACUGAUGAGAAUUGCAGCGGGUUGUUAUAUGUGCCAUAUAGUUUGGUCGAGGUGCCCCUAAAUCGCAAAAUUGAUAACGCCAUGUCCUUCACCAACCACGUGAAAAUCCCAGACCACACUGACAUCUACUGCGGUAGUCUUAAACACACCCUAGUCCUUUGCACUAUAAAUUUACAGCAUGAAAACCAAUGCCUUGAGGCAAUUAAAGAUGCCGGUAUCGAACAUCACCUUAUUUACGAUGUUGUAAAUGGGGGUGACAUCAUUCCCUUCUUUACGCCUUUAACACAAACAAAUGACACGAUUUUAAUGGCCGAAAGAAACAAAGCUAGUACAGAAUGUAAGGCCUUAACACUUCUACUUGACGAGAGUGACGACAGUCAUUCCCAAAGCGCUAUUUCGGGCCAAUACUUGAUUACAGUGCACAAGCUUGAACAGAAUAAGUUGGCAAUUUCAAAAGUGCUCAAAAAUCAGUAUGGCGAAUUCAAGCCACUUGAUCAGCACUUUUUAGAGACUCUAAAACGCUCAGUUGAUUCAUCUCCCACUGAAACUGCCACUUCCUUCGCCAGUAAUGGUGAUUUUGGCACUGAAAAUCUCUGCAACUACAGCGAGUAUAAGAUUUUAGAGACAACUACACUAAAGUGCAGCAUGAUGGAUAGCUUUUCCAAGGAAAGAAGGCCCUUGAGCCUACGUUUACGUUAUCUGCCUGGCAGCAACUUUGAUACAAUUGAGGAUAUCAUUGGUUUAUCUGCCAACGACAUAGCAUCACCGGACAAACCUUUGAAAAUUGACAAUGAAACCAAGCAGUAUGUCAUAGGAAACCUCUACAAAUUGGGUCUAUCAGCUCAACUUAAUAAAGAGAUAUGA
This is a messenger RNA of Babesia microti strain RI, 1404 nucleotides long. Its product is annotated as conserved Plasmodium protein, unknown function. Bases 1 to 1404 code for a protein of 467 amino acids. The record is from RefSeq and is a predicted model, not a curated record. The transcript has a single exon. NCBI's taxonomy places the organism in Eukaryota, Apicomplexa, Aconoidasida, Piroplasmida, Babesiidae.